AGGCUGGCCUGCCCAGUCCUCUGUCUGUCAUCUCUCAGCAGAUUUAGCUGCUGACAGCUGCUUGGGACUCUGCUGCCAGCCCCUGGCCAAGACUGCUGUCUCUCCUCUCUCUCAGUGACUCCUCAGCCACAGCCCAUCCAUGGCCCAGAAAGAAGAGGCCGCUGAGGCUUCUGCGCCUGCCUCACAGAAUGGCGAGGAUCUGGAGGACCUGGAUGACCCUGAGAAACUGAAGGAGCUGAUUGAGCUGCCGCCCUUUGAGAUCGUCACAGGGGAGCGGCUACCUGUCAACUACUUUAAGUUUCAGUUCCGGAAUGUAGAGUACAGUUCUGGGCGAAACAAGACCUUCCUCUGCUAUGUGAUCGAAGUGCAGGACAAGGGAGGCCAAGUGCAGGCAUCCCGGGGAUACCUGGAGGAUGAGCAUGCUACUGCCCAUGCAGAGGAAGCCUUCUUCAACACCAUUGUGCCAACAUUCGACCCAGCACUGCGGUACAACGUCACCUGGUACGUGUCCUCUAGUCCCUGUGUGGCUUGCGCUGACCGCAUCAUCAAAACCCUCGGCAAGACCAAGAACCUGCGCCUACUCAUUCUGGUGGGGCGCCUCUUCAUGUGGGAGGAGCCCGAGAUCCAGGCUGCUCUGAGGAAGCUGAAGGAGGCUGGCUGCAGACUGCGCAUCAUGAAGUCCCAGGACUUCGAGUACAUCUGGAAGAAUUUUGUGGAGCAAGAAGAGGGCGAAUCCAAGGCCUUUGAGCCCUGGGAGGACAUUCAGGAGAACUUCCUGUAUUAUGAGGAGAAGUUGGCAGACAUCCUGAAGUAGGCCACUAGGCUCAGCCUCACGUCUGCCUGCUGCUACCGAGACAGCAGUGACACGUAUGGCCAUCUGGGACAUGCCUGACUUCCUAAUACCACUUGGAGCUGGACAACAUUCGACACCAACCAAUCCCACUGAAAAAAGGCCCUCUGAGGACUCAAAAUACACUUCUUAUGCUGUAAAUCAUUUUAGCUGUGCCUCUCUCUCUAAAGCUGUCCUUGGGAAAGAGGGGAGUUGCAAGAAGACACAGUAAUCAUCAUGGAUGCAAAGCAUCUGUGGGGCUGAGGGUCCUAUUCCCCCAAAUGGUCCACUUAAGGCAAAGAGCCUCAGACCCAAGAUCUGCCCAAAUCUUUGAAAUGUGUCUAGAAAUGCAUUUUAUGUUAAAUUGGUUAAAAAAAAAACAAACCCAGCAACAUUAAUAAAAGAAGUGGUAUGGUUUUUCUGUGACCAGAUUUAAGGAACUUGGACGUUUCAUAGAAGUUGCUAUGGAGAGCAAUCAAGUCUCAGGAAUAGGGAUGUCCCAAGCUAUGAACCAAGCCAUGAGAUUAUAAAGUGGGAGGAAGGCUUUAACCAGGACUUGUGUAUGAAACACAGGAUACUAACUCUCUCAUAUAGACUUCUCACAUUGGUCUUGACUUUCAUAAAAUAUUUUCUUCUGAGAUUACUUGUGCCUUUUCCCUUCUCUGAAGACAAAGAAUAUGGCAGAGGGUGAAAUAAAAAGCACAAGAAAUGUGUUGAUAUCUAUAUCCCAAAGGCCAAUUAAUAAGCAAUUAGCCUCUUAAUUAAAGAGAAGGUGAGGUAGGAUUUCAGUGUUCAGAUACACAUAAUGUAAGAGUAGUCAACAUGUGGUACUUGAUGGUGAAGGCAGGAUAAUGUCAAAGUCUUAUUUCUUAAAAGGUUUGAGGCCUACGUAGAAGUAAAACUUCACAUGUGAAUUUCUGGGUGUUUGUCAAACUCUAACUAGGUUUCCAGGAAUAACGUGUUCAUUCUGAUUAUCAGGCAAUACCUCCUUUCCCCAGGCUUUGAGUGUGAUAAGUCAUCGGAAUUUGACCCGAAGACUAUCUGCAAAUGACAAAGCACUUUAUCACAUCUCUGCUGAGUCCCAGAAUUCCACUUAUAUCCAGUCUUCAGCGAGACCAAGCUGUUAAAAGAAUGAAGGUUCAUACUCCAUGAAAAAAAUUCACCCUAAUCCUUUCAACAUAGAAGCCUGCAAAACCAAUGUUUUAACCCAAGUCUUAAAGAUUUAUUUGCAGUUAGCAAAAUACUUUAACUUUCCUCUUAUCACCCCACUCUCAUUUUCAGUUUUGUGUAUUUAAACAUUUUUUCUCAUCACUUUCCCCCUUUCAAUUUUUUACUAUCUGCAUGUGGACAGAAGCGAAGUUUCAAGAAAAGCUUCAGUCUAAAAGUCUGAUAAUGAACUUGUUCCUACACUACUCCAUCCCAACAACAUGGAGAACCUAUAUGUUCCACACAGAGAUACAAAAGAAGUGAAAUACUUUUCAAACUGCUGCCUCGUAUCAGGCUGCAAUGUGAUAAGAACACAAGUCUAAAGUACAAAGAUUACAUUUAACCAGUUUUUUUCCUGGUACUUCAACAAGCCCAUUCUAAAAUCUAGUUCUUUUAUGCUUGGGAAAGCAGCAAGUCCUGUGAAGACCCAGAAUUCACUCUAGGGAGAAAAUCAGUAAUAGAUCUAUUUUAACUCCUAACGCUGCAGUUAAGGAGGGAAAAAAGGAAAACGCUACUAGUU
This is a messenger RNA of Pteropus alecto (black flying fox), 2555 nucleotides long. RefSeq names its product apolipoprotein B mRNA editing enzyme catalytic subunit 2 (gene APOBEC2). Gene Ontology annotation, biological process: cytidine to uridine editing. Gene Ontology annotation, molecular function: RNA binding; cytidine deaminase activity. Lineage: Eukaryota; Metazoa; Chordata; Mammalia; Chiroptera; Pteropodidae. Bases 140 to 814 code for a protein of 224 amino acids. Gene Ontology annotation, cellular component: nucleus; cytoplasm. The record is from RefSeq and is a predicted model, not a curated record. The transcript is spliced from 3 exons.